This is a messenger RNA of Aspergillus melleus, 1418 nucleotides long. RefSeq names its product putative vacuolar sorting receptor (Mrl1) (gene MRL1). Gene Ontology annotation, biological process: vacuolar transport. The transcript has 4 exons. The record is from RefSeq and is a predicted model, not a curated record. NCBI's taxonomy places the organism in Eukaryota, Fungi, Ascomycota, Eurotiomycetes, Eurotiales, Aspergillaceae. The coding region runs from base 218 to 1168 and encodes 316 amino acids.
CUGCUGCCUCCUUCUUCCCCCCAUCUGGAUCUCUGGCCUCUCCGCUUAACCUAUCGGUCCUUACCGCCGUCUUUCUUUUUUAUAUCUCUGUGGACCUUCCAAUUCGUUGUCAUUAUUGUUUCCACACUGUCCCGGCUCUCCUUCCAGCUCCAAUUACCUUAUUGUUAUUGUCGCUCAUCAUUCCUCCUGGCGCAGCGCUGGGGUUCAUCCCGCCAACAUGAAGUCGCCGACCUCCUCAAUUCUUAGCCUUCUAUAUUUGCUCGCAGCCCCCCUUUCGUCGGUCUACGCAGCUUCAGACUCCGGAUCGAAAGAUGCUCUCUCUCCCUGCGUCGCACGCUCCCCAACCUCCGGUCUCUACUACGAUCUGAACGCUAUCUCUCUUUCCCCGCCCAGCUCCGACCAUGAAAAGUCUCGCAAAACCACCCGCGAAGAAAGCUGGCAUGCCAAGGGCCACGACUACUCGGCAAACUUCACACUGAAUGUCUGCGCUCCGGUGGUGGAGAACAUUACUGAUGUGGUGGGAGUUGAGCCCGAACGCUGGCAGAAUGUCAGUGCCUACUAUACGAAGGAAGGCAAGACAUACUCGAUAGGGCAACAAGCGAACGAGCCUUUCUUCCGCGGACGCAAGCUGGUCUUGAACUACACCGAGGGCUCUCCCUGUGCGAGCGAAUACAUCGGGAAUGGCUCGCGCAACAAGUCCACCAUCAUGUCCUUCCUUUGUGACCGUGAUGCUCAGGGAUCGCAGGCGAUUCCAUCCUUCGUCGGCACUAUGGAUGACUGCACAUACUUCUUCGAGGUUCGGAGCGCUGCUGCCUGUGGCGGCAUUGCCCGCGCCGACGGCCAGGGUCUGGGACCCGCCGGCAUCUUCGGUGUGAUUGCUCUGAUUGCUGUCGCUGCGUACCUCAUCGGUGGUUGCGCCUAUCAGCGGACGGUCAUGCACCAGCGCGGCUGGCGACAAUGUCCGAACUUUAGCCUCUGGGCGGGGAUGCUCGAUUUUGUUAAAGACAUGGUCGUCAUCCUCUUCUCGUCUCUAGGCCGUCUCCUCCGCUGCCGACGAUCCCCUGCGCUCGGCCACCGCAACAAUGGCAGUAUGCAUCGCGGCCGACGGUCCAGCAUCGACGCCGAGAACCGACUAAUAGACCAGCUGGACGAACAAUGGGAAGAUUGAUGGGUUGUUGAUUUACGCGCAGUUCUUCGAUUAGCACCUGCGCAUCUCCUUUUCCUUAAUGUUCUGAAACUCCAUUUUUGAUAGACCCGUUUCGCUUGUCAUACAUUUUUUCCAUUCCGUUAUGUUCUCUUCGGUAUUCAUCGGGUUUUAUUCUAUGUUUUGGGCGUCAUGUAUCUAUCUUGACUGAUGGUCUUCAUUUUGGGUAGUCUGUAUUAUGAGCAUGAGCAUCUGCAGUAUGGUAUAUGAGUUG